AUGCUGGUGCCACAAUCUACCAUCAUGUCACCGGACGUUACUGAGCAACAACAAGUUGGGAUAAAAACUAUUAAUAUGGCCGGCUGCGUGAAAGUUUGUGCCUGGCUUGUGCGCACCAAUGAUAUAAGAUAUAAUCUACAACUGAAAUCAAGUGGAGUACUAAUAAAAGUCCUGCAGCAGGAAGUGUUGUGGCACAUACCCUCAGUGGGAGAUAGCCAUUCAGGAAGAGAAGAAGAAGCAGGAAGUGUACCUACGACGUAUAUUACCGCAGUUCGGACGAAAUACAAUACGUCCGCUUCGAUGACAUUAUUCAGUCAUAUGAUGUUCGUUGCACGAAAGAGCAGAUUGAUGAAGCAGGCAAAAAAAAUGAAAGUUCGAAAUCAAUGCCUUCGAUACAAGUUGCUGCGGGACAAAAGUGAUUUGAAUAAAUUUUCUGAAGCACAAAACAACGAUGUGAGGACCAUCAUCCGUGACGCGACCAUGAUGGCAUGGGAGGUGACGGGGGCGACGAAUGGUGAUAACAAAGAUAGUUUCAAGAUUGAGCGAAUGGACAGCAACGCCUCAACGCUAACAGUCAUUCCGGAUAAUGGAUCAAAUGGAAUAAUCGAGUCUACUGCAAUCAUCGAACGGAAAAAAACAUUGAUCGACUCUGAUGACUACAAAUUGGAGAGAAUGGUAGCGUUUGUUUUCGAUCAAAAGUUUCACCCGGCCAACCAAUUGCAAGGGCUCAAACGGAGCAGGACUGUGCAACGACUAAGUAAAAAUCCAAAAAAAAAAUGCCAUAGAUUAGAUAAAUCGAUUGACGUGAAAUAUCUGGAAGCAUCAAGAGCAGAAAGCGAUGAACGGACCCGCGAAAGCAUCACAUUAAGCUGCGGUAUUCGAAUGGAUAAAUGAGAAAAAAAAUCAUUUUCGUUGGCUACACGUCAAAUUGAAUUCUCAAUGAGUUCUAAGGAAAAGGUACACGUAAUAAGUAAAACAAACAUAUCUGAAUUGUAACUAGCUAAAGUUACGUA
Messenger RNA from Venturia canescens, 1013 nucleotides. RefSeq lists its product as uncharacterized. The record is from RefSeq and is a predicted model, not a curated record. The coding region runs from base 1 to 894 and encodes 297 amino acids. Lineage: Eukaryota; Metazoa; Arthropoda; Insecta; Hymenoptera; Ichneumonidae. The transcript is spliced from 6 exons.